Messenger RNA from Ostreobium quekettii, 930 nucleotides. The record is from the annotation of a GenBank genome assembly. Lineage: Eukaryota; Viridiplantae; Chlorophyta; Ulvophyceae; Bryopsidales; Ostreobiaceae.
AUGCAGGAAUAUAGUGGCCCCGAUGAGGAUCUUGUGGCCCUCUUGAAGCGGGAUAUUUUGGACACAAGUCCUGGAGUCACGUGGGGAGAAAUCGCCGGUCUCCAUGAAGCCAAGCGGGUGCUGGAAGAGGCGACAGUGCUGCCACUCAUCAUGCCCGACUUCUUCAGAGGGAUCAGGCGUCCCGUCAGGGGCGUGCUGAUGUUUGGGCCCCCGGGGACUGGAAAGACCCUCCUCGCCAAGGCCGUCGCCACGGAGGCCCACACCUCCUUCUUCCACGUUUCCUCCGCCACCCUGGCCUCCAAGUACCGCGGGGAGUCCGAGCGCAUGGUGCGCUGCCUCUUCGAUAUGGCGCGCGCCUACGCUCCCAGCAUCAUCUUCAUCGACGAGAUCGACGCGCUGUGCACCACCAGGGGCGCCACGGGGGAGCACGAGGCCAGCCGGCGGGUCAAGUCGGAGCUGCUCAUGCAGAUCGACGGCUGCUUUGGUCACGAUGUGGAGCCCGGGCAGCACGUGAUGGUCCUUGCGGCGACGAACUUUCCUUGGGACAUCGACGAGGCGCUGCGGCGUCGGCUGGAGAAGCGCAUUUACAUCCCGCUUCCGGAACUGGAAGCUCGAAAGGAGCUCAUGCGCAUAAACUUCAAGGAAGUCGAGGUGGCUGCGGACGUCGAGUGGGAGGAGCUCGCGCGCCAAAUGGAGAGCUACAGUGGCGACGACAUCACCAACGUCUGCCGCGACGCCGCGUUCAACGGCAUGCGCAGGCGGACCGCCGGCAAGACCCUGGAGCAGAUCCGCAACAUGAGGGCCGCGGCCGUGCAGACGCCCGUGCUCAUGGACGACCUGGUGCAGGCGCUGGCCAGGAUCUCCCCCAGCGUAUCCAAAGCCGACAUCGCAAAGCACGAGGCGUGGAAGAGCGAGUUUGGGAGCGUCUGA